UCCUUGGGAGUUGGGAAUCCUGUGCCCUAAAGAAUUCCAGUUGAGAUCCGAACGGCUGAGUGGUGGAGGCAACGGUGUAAGGCCGGAGGGACAAUGUUCUACUACCCCAAUGUGCUUCAGCGCCACACCGGCUGCUUCUCCACGAUCUGGCUGGCAGCGACACGUGGCAGCCGACUGGUGAAGCGCGAAUACCUGAAGGUGAACGUAGUGAAGACCUGCGAGGAAAUCCUCAAUUACAUUCUGGUACGAGUGCAACCCCCGCAGCCUGGCCUGCCACGUCCUCGCUUCUCCCUCUAUCUCUCAGCCCAGCUCCAGAUCGGUGUGAUCCGGGUCUACUCUCAACAAUGCCAGUAUCUCGUGGAGGACAUCCAACACAUCCUGGAGCGCCUGCACCGUGCCCAGCUGCAGAUCCGCAUCGAUAUGGUUGUGCCUGAGCUACCCAGCCUGCUGCUUCCUAACUGCCUGGACAUGAUGGAGACCCUGGAAGAUGCUCCAGACCCCUUUUUUGGGAUGAUGUCUGUAGAUCCCAGACUUCCUAGUCCAUUUGAUAUCCCUCAGAUUCGACACCUCUUAGAGGCUGCGAGCCCAGAGAGAGUUCUUGAGAAGAUCCCUCCAGAAGUGCCUACAGAGCCCAGGAAGCCAGAGAGGAUUCUGGUCACUGUGCUGCCUCCUGAGGUCAUCACCCUCCAGGAAGCAGAGCCCAUACAAAUGCUGCAGAUUGAGGGUGAGCAGGAUCUCCCAGAGGUUACUCGCCGCGAUUUGGACCUGUUGAUUGCAGAAGAAGACGAAGCUAUCUUGUUAGAGGAAGUCCCCCCACUCUCGCCUCCAGCUCCUGCAGAGGUGGAAGUGACAGGAGAGCUACUUCCAGGCCUGGUCCUGGGUCCUGAGGAGCUGAAGCUGCCAGGCUGGGAGCCUGAAGCCCCCGUCAUGGAGGUGACUCCCCCACCAGAGCUGCGUCUGCCAGCCCCGCCCAGCCCAGAGAGGCUCCCGGUUGUUCCAUCUCCUGUUCGCCGCCGCCGCCGCCGCCAAUUACUGUUCUGGGACAAGACGACUCAGAUCUCCCGGGAGAAAUUCCAGGAACAACUGCAAACCAGAGCCCACUGCUGGGAGUGUCCAAAGGUACAGCCUCCUGAGAGGACCAUCACAAGCCCUGCAGAGUUGCUCCGAACCCCAACUCACUCUGCCCGGCUACCCCCAGAACUACUGGCUUUCUGGACCCGCUGUGCCCAGCUACCCCCAAGAGUUCUCAGGCGAAGGCUGCCCCCAGAGGCUGAAGAGGAGGCUGCUGAGAGGGAGUUAGUAGCCGAGGAGGAAAGGAGAAAGAUGGAAACUCCUAGUGACAUCGAGGUCCUGAGGGAAGCCCAGGAGCCUAGUGGUCCCCUCUUGCUGUCUUCAGAGCUCUCCCUAGAAGCAGCAGAAGAGGAGAAAUCCCGCACCAUCCUCAUCCCGCCAGAAGAACGGUGGGCCUGGACUGAAGCAGAGCAGCCAGAGCUUCCUGCAUUGCCUGUGGUGCCUGAACUCCCCGAGGUGCCCAUGGAGAUGCCUUUGGAGCUGCCCCCAGAACCUGAGCUGCUCUCACUGGAAGCCGUGCACAGGGCAGUGGCACUGGAGCUGCAGGCUAACAGGGAACCCGACUUCAGCAGCCUGGUGUUGCCUCUCAGCCCCCGCAGGAUGGCUGCUCGAGUCUUCUACCUGCUCCUUGUGCUCUCGGCACAGCAAAUCCUUCAUGUGGAACAAGAGAAGCCAUAUGGGCGCCUCCUGAUCCAGCCAGGACCCAGAUUCUACUGAGGCUGGAACUCAUUUACAAAGCUGCCAGAAGACCAGCUUCAUUAAAUAAACCACGUCCUGCCUCAC
Molecule: messenger RNA, 1854 nt
Organism: Carlito syrichta (Philippine tarsier)
Lineage: Eukaryota; Metazoa; Chordata; Mammalia; Primates; Tarsiidae
Gene: REC8
Product: REC8 meiotic recombination protein
Exons: 19
Coding region: 94-1788 (564 amino acids)
Biological process (GO): synaptonemal complex assembly; mitotic sister chromatid cohesion; replication-born double-strand break repair via sister chromatid exchange
Cellular component (GO): synaptonemal complex; cohesin complex
Molecular function (GO): protein binding; chromatin binding
Source: RefSeq, a predicted model, not a curated record